AUGAAGUUUUCGCAACACGAAAUCAGGAUGCCUGCAAUGCGGAGAGGAUGUCACCUCGUGACCGACAAGAUUCUGAAGGAGAUCGGGAGCUCUCUCGCCGGCUACAAAGUGGGCCUGGCAAACAUCUUUAUCCAGCACACGAGUGCCUCCCUAACAAUCAACGAGAAUGCUGACCCCGAUGUACGGAAGGAUAUGGAGACCUACCUAAACCUUUCCGUACCCGAGGGUGCCAAGGCCCCUUGGAUUCAUACCGAUGAAGGGCCUGACGACAUGCCUGCCCAUGUCAAGAGCUCCCUGCUCGGGGCCUCCCUCACCGUCCCCAUCAGCCAGGGCCGUCUGGCGCUGGGAACAUGGCAGGGCAUCUGGCUGUGUGAGCACCGAGACCAUGCGUCUGGCCGCAACAUCAUCGUAACGCUCCAGGGAGAGUAG
Volvox carteri f. nagariensis is the source of this 429-nucleotide messenger RNA. RefSeq lists its product as uncharacterized. Bases 1 to 429 code for a protein of 142 amino acids. The record is from RefSeq and is a predicted model, not a curated record. NCBI's taxonomy places the organism in Eukaryota, Viridiplantae, Chlorophyta, Chlorophyceae, Chlamydomonadales, Volvocaceae. The transcript is spliced from 5 exons.